Messenger RNA from Haliotis rufescens (red abalone), 2040 nucleotides. Its product is annotated as rhodopsin, G0-coupled-like. Gene Ontology annotation, molecular function: G protein-coupled receptor activity. The coding region runs from base 27 to 1172 and encodes 381 amino acids. The record is from RefSeq and is a predicted model, not a curated record. Gene Ontology annotation, biological process: G protein-coupled receptor signaling pathway. The transcript is spliced from 5 exons. Lineage: Eukaryota; Metazoa; Mollusca; Gastropoda; Lepetellida; Haliotidae. Gene Ontology annotation, cellular component: membrane.
AAGAGCGGAGGGUUGCAGUGAUCGCUAUGAACACUGGCUACACGGCACUGGCACCGGAGAGUGCUGGUGAGCUCAAGCUGCCGCUGUCUGAUAAUGAGACAGAUAUGGACUAUUGGCAUGAACUUAUUAGAGCAUACAACAUAAGGCCACUGAGCAAAGAAGGAUACUUCUGGACCGGCAUUUAUUUAGUUAUUGUUGGCACCACUGCAACGGUAGGAAACGCCCUUGUCAUUCUCACGUUAUGCCGGAACCGGAAGUUGCGCAGAAAACCUCACAACCAACUGCUUUUCAACCUGGCAAUAUCCGACAUUGGGAUUUCUAUUUUUGGAUACCCUUUGACAACCGCCUCUAGUUUCGCAGGUCGCUAUUUGUUUGGUCGUGUGGGAUGUCUUAUACAGGGGUUCACCUGCUUCACCUUGGCACAGGCCAACAUCAAUACACUGGCAUUCCUCAGUGUCUAUCGCUAUGUGUCAGUGUGCUAUCCAGAACACAGUUACUAUUUAAACUUUGUUACCAGAAAAGUAAUCGUGUGUUUGUGGGUGUACGCACUCAUGUGGACGUUACCGCCGUUGAUGGGGUGGAGUUCCUACACCUUUGAGCCUUUCGGUACCUCCUGCAGUGUGGACUGGGCUAGCAAAGACAAGGGAUCCAUAGCGUACACCUGGUGCCUCAUAGUGUACUGCUACACCAUACACAUUGUGUUGAUGGCCUUCUGUUACUACAAGAUUGUGAAGAAAGCCUGGUCAGUGCGCGUCAACUUGACCACUACUGUCAUAGCAGGACUCAGGCUUAGUGAAGGAGCGUUUCUUCAUAAGAUGAGGAGGGAGAGAAGAGUGACAAUGAUUGCUCUGGCCAUAACCACAUCAUUCAUCCUGCUGUGGUCACCCUACACCCUCGUGUCCUUGUGGUCAGUGUACAGCAACAACCUGCCCGUCUGGGUCAUGACUCUGCCCACCAUGUUCGCAAAAGCCUCCUGCAUGAUCAACCCACUUCUCUACUACUUCACCAACCCCAGCUUCAGACGCAACAUCACCAUCCUCUUUGCAAGGGGCAACCUUGGACCAAACAUUGGGAGGAGGCCUCUGUACAUGUAUCGAGUGGACACAACCAAGGAUGACAUCUACAUUGGGCGACAGAUGCUGAACAGGAGAUAUGAAUCUAUCAUGUUCUGAACAUUUGAAACACAUUCCAUGGAGAUGUACAGUACUAUUCAAAUCAUACGUUCCCACUAUUACAAGGCUGGUAGUACACUACUAUUCAAAACAAACCUUCCUUCGGCAACAUUCUUUUAUUUCCCGAGUUUGUAUCUUACACGAGUUUAGUAAAAUCAGUGUGAUACACAUGCGAGUGUUAGGAUUUCUUUAUUACCCAAUAUAAGAUAGCUACGCGAUAAAUCGCAAAGAACAAUGAAGAACGAAGCGCGGUUUAUUUCAUGAUAAAACAUGGAUAUUCGAAUAUGCCCUCGCUUCUUGAUGACAUCAUAAAUUGGACGACGCAAUUUUUGAUAGGGAAAUGUCUGGUAAGCUGUUCCCCAUAAAUGCAGCUUGGGAAUGUAGGUAAACGCAGUGGCCGAACGAUCGCAUCCAAAAGAAGGCGAGAUAAUGUGGGAAAUAGCAAAGUAACCCUCUCUCCAUCCCUCGGAAUUAAUAUGGACUUGUCCGACAUUGCCGAGGUCGGAUUGUAUUCCGGGAGUUAUCCUUAUUUAAAUACGGGUAAAUAGUUUUGGAACUUGUACGUUUUAUCAACAUCCUUACAGAGGCUGUACUGAAUGUUGAGCUCAUAUAACAAAUUAACGACUCGUGGUCGUUGUUUAUCAUACAACAAAACACUGCAGGGAGAAUACACCACUCGGGACUGCGACCUUUCGUCACGCAAAUAUUCAAAUGACGUCACCAAUGACGUCCGGAUUACGUAAACAAUAUACUGCUGCGCGUGUAGUGAUAUUUGCACUAAUGCACAUGCGAUAAUAUGAACUCGGUCAUUUUAAACCCUAUGGGUAAUACAUGGAGGAUAUUUCAUGUUUCGAGUGAACUAUCAUGU